UUGAACUCAUGAACGUUAAGGAUCUAACCCUAGCACACGUCAAGAGCCAUCUCCAGAUGUAUAGAACAGUGAAGAGCACUGACAGAGAAGGACAAGGAGGGAAUGGUCGAGGUGCUGAAAUGGGGAUGAAUAAUGCUGCUUCUCAGUGGAGUGGAAGAGAGGUGGAAGCAGAAGAAGUGGAGGGAGGAGUACUAUUGCAGGGGCAAUAUGAUCAGAUCAGCACCCAUUGCUAUGCCUUACCAACAACAACACCACCACCACUGUCCAACUCUUCAAGGUUGAUUAUGACCGAAUGAGUGCCAUAGAUAGAU
Molecule: messenger RNA, 311 nt
Organism: Zingiber officinale
Lineage: Eukaryota; Viridiplantae; Streptophyta; Magnoliopsida; Zingiberales; Zingiberaceae
Product: transcription repressor KAN1-like
Exons: 3
Coding region: 9-296 (95 amino acids)
Biological process (GO): abaxial cell fate specification; regulation of DNA-templated transcription
Cellular component (GO): nucleus
Molecular function (GO): transcription cis-regulatory region binding
Source: RefSeq, a predicted model, not a curated record